AUGUUAAAAGUGCCCCACAUGUCAGCUGCCCACGCGACGCGACUGUCCGCAUUCCCGCUGUCCGUCAGAUAUUCUGUCGUCGUUCACGCAGCCUCAUGCUCAUACUCGCCGGGUAAACACAAAGAUCCAAUGGAGGCCGGCUUCGACCCAGCUCAACCUUUCCGGGGCGUUGUCAUCUGCUGCACCAGCAUCCCGCCCGACCUCAGGGAAGACAUCGCCUCGAAAACGAUCGAACUGGGAGGUCUCCACAAGUAUGACCUCACCCCCGAAUGCACACAUCUGAUCGUCGGAAACUACGACACCGCAAAGUACCGCCAUGUCGCCAGAGAGCGCCCCGACAUCAAGCCCAUGGCUACUGCCUGGGUCGAGGCCGUCCGGGAUCUCUGGGUGAGGGAUGCCGAGAUCGACUUUGCCGCCCUGGAAAAACAAUGGCAGAUGCGCGCCUUCGAGAGGGAUGGAGGAACUAUGGACCCAAACCAUCCCCGCGGCCAGCUUUUCUGUUGCACAACUGGCAUCGAGGACCCCACCGCCCGUCAGGAAAUCGCAAAUUUGAUCGAAGCCAACGGCGGGCGCUACACUGGCGAUCUCGUCAAGAACGUCACGCACCUGAUUGCCCAGAAACCCGAAGGCAAGAAAUAUUACGCCUCCAAGAGAUGGGGACAACAGACUGUGUCGGUCGAGUGGGUCAGAGACAGUGUCGAACGAGGCAUGAUCUUGGAUGAGAGGUACUACGACCCUGUGUUGCCUCCGGAAGAAAGGGGUGUCGGUGCUUGGAACAAGGAACGGGCACAGCACGCUGCUAUGGGGAAGCGGUUGAGAGAAAAUGCCGCCGCCCAGGAAGAUGGAAAGCGAAAGCUGCGCAAGACUGCCAGUAUGAAGCUUAAUAGUCAGAGAGAUAACCUUUGGGGGGACAUUUUAGGCAUGGGCAAGCCACCACAGCCCGAGACCGCCGAACCUUUCGAGACCGCCCCGCAACAACCUGCUCCCUCAGCGUCUUUUCAGCAUGUCACACAACCAUCACUUUCAGGCCCAAAUCCCACGAAGUCAAUGGACACCCAAGGCUCAAAGCUCUCGUCUUUCGGUCGCCCCGAUGAAAGCGGCGUGUUCGCCUUAUGUUGCUUCUUCAUCCAUGGGUUCUCGGCCAAAAAGACCGAGAUGCUUCUCAACACUGUGGCCUCUUUGGGGGGCAUGAUAUGCCAUUCUCUAGAAGAAGUUUCCUCGGCAUCUGGUGCUCAGAUGGCACAUCGGUUCUUUAUUAUACCGCAGGACUCACCCCCCGAGAUACAGCCAAAAGUCCCCGAGAACGUCAGCAUCAUUACCGAAUUUUAUAUCGAGAAAUGCCUCCACAACAAGCGCUUUUUCCACCCAGCAGACCAUGUCAUCGGGCGUCCAUUCCCGACAUUUCCCAUUCCGGGUUUUGAGAAGCUCUCCAUCUGCACGUCCAACUUCACUGGCGUUGACCUCAACCAGAUCGACAAGUCCAUCAGGCAAUUGGGGGCGAGAUACGAAGAGCGAUUCACUGCCGAUAUCUCCAUAUUAGUCUGCCCGACGCUCUCUGGAAUCAGGCCGCAGAAGUUGAAGCUUGCGUUGGAGUGGAAAAUACCUGUUGUGAAUGCCGAUUGGUUGUGGAAAUGCAUAUCUACGGGCUCUAUUGUUCCGAUCCGGCACUUCCUAUUUCCAGAGCUAAAGCAGCAGGAUUUGCAGGGCCCAAAGCACACCAUGGCACAUGAGACUCCCGAGGCCACGAAGGGCAGGGAGAAGCCCAAGCAAGCAGCAAGAGACACGGUAGACAAGGACUUGUUGUCCAAGUCAACUGCCACGACCAAGCCUACACGUCGCUCAGAUAUCGAUGCGUCAGCUUUUGCCCCUGAGAAGACGGACACAGUCGCUAAACCACCUAGAAAGAGAAUGGCGCCAGAAGACUCCUUCUUGACGACGGCCAAUACACACUUUGAAACAGCACCCACUCACCAUGCUCCCAGCGAAUCUACCAAAACCCCCUCCAAUGAGACACCCAGAGCGCCUCUCUCGGAAGCCUUACCCAACUGUCUGAAUAGGCCCUCUUCCUCCUCCUCGGCUUCUUCACGAUCCGGACAGGCACCAGAAACUCACAAACCCCUUAGCCGCACACGCUCCGAAGUGGCCGAUUCUGAGGCCACCGAUGGCGAUGUCGGGCAGUCAGCAGACACGGCCUCUCCCCUCCAUUCUAUACCCGAGGUAGAAGCACGCAAAGACAACGCAGAAAAGUUGCGGGCAAUGCGUGCAGAACAGGAGCGUAUUGCUCUGUCAGAAAAGCUAACAUCCGCCCUUCUCAAGAGGACAACCAGCACAGUCAUCGCCGUCGGGUCAGAGAGUGCCGGACUCACGGCUGACCCGUUGUCCUCCAUGGAAGGUGACAGGCAGCAGCCACAAGUCAAGAGACGCAAGAGAGAGAUCUUGGGCAGGGCCAUCUCCAAUGUGUCGGCCGUGUCCAACAUAUCGGCAGCUAGCAGCGCCGAGCAGAAGGAUGCAGAAAAUGGCUCGCUUGGGGACAAGGACAAAUCACAGGGGCCGCUUGUGUCGAGCUCGCAGCUCCAUUUUGAGGAUCCGCAGUCGAGAAAGGCAAAGGCGGUGUUGCUUGGUAAACUGACGGGGAGCACUGUGGAGGGGGAUGGGAAGUUGACGGCAGAGCAAGGCUUUGUCACGAUUGGCGAUUUGGGUGGUUAUGGGCCCUCCCAUAACGCUUCGAGUGCUGGGGCUGGGGCUCUGCCGCAGAGGAGGACUGCGAGGAGAAGGUAGAUAAGGUAUCUUGAUUAUUUCAUUUCUUGUGAUAUUGCUAGGCACAGCAAGCAGGUUAUGGAGUUUAUGUCGGGCUUGGAAGGAAGGGCAGGCUCUCAUGUAUGUGAGAUUAUGUAUAGAGAUACGUUGGGCUACACGAUAGUAGGAUUGGGAAAUAUGGAUUUAUGUUGGGGAAGGCCUAAAGCAGGAUAUAUAGCAGAUAAAGCCAGCACUAAUGAGAUGAUCAACAUGGUGUCCCCAACGAACCUCAAAG
Molecule: messenger RNA, 3031 nt
Organism: Podospora bellae-mahoneyi
Lineage: Eukaryota; Fungi; Ascomycota; Sordariomycetes; Sordariales; Podosporaceae
Product: protein kinase activating protein dpb11
Exons: 2
Coding region: 1-2778 (925 amino acids)
Biological process (GO): mitotic DNA replication checkpoint signaling; DNA replication initiation; mitotic G2 DNA damage checkpoint signaling
Source: RefSeq, a predicted model, not a curated record